AUGGGUUUAGUUUGUUCAAAUAAAAGAAAAAUCAAUUUGUUAAUUUAAGAAAAAGAUAAAUCCAAUCAUUCUAAAUUGCUAUUCACUACAUCAUUUAAAUAAGAAAUUAAACACUAAAGAGAUUCUACUAUUGAAUUUUUACUUAAAUAAAUUGAAUUGAUUGAUACACAAUAUGCUUUUUCUUAGGCUUUAUUAUAAAAUUUGAAUGAAUUGAUAAUAAGAAGGUCAAACAUUUUAUUUUUGAGUAAUCAAUAAAUGUCAACAAUUAAUGAUCAUCUUGGUUGUUGUGUUUUAAUAAUAAAACGACUUUAAGGGAAUGAGGAAUUCGAACAUUACUUUCCAAUUCUAUCAUAUUGUUUUUAUGAAUAGUGUUCAAAAUUGGAGAUUUAUUUAAAAAAACAAUAAAACGACUCAACAAGAUGUUGUUCUUUAUAAAGGAUAUCAUGA
Molecule: messenger RNA, 447 nt
Organism: Paramecium pentaurelia
Lineage: Eukaryota; Ciliophora; Oligohymenophorea; Peniculida; Parameciidae
Source: the annotation of a GenBank genome assembly